Candidula unifasciata is the source of this 492-nucleotide messenger RNA. The record is from the annotation of a GenBank genome assembly. Lineage: Eukaryota; Metazoa; Mollusca; Gastropoda; Stylommatophora; Geomitridae.
AUGGCACCACGACCAGUUGGUGGUCUCGUGAGGCCCAUUGUCAGAUGUUCUACCUUUAAGUACAACACUAAAAUCAGGCUUGGACGUGGAUUCACACUGGAUGAGUUGAAGGCUGCAGGUGUCAACAAAAAAGUAACAAGCAACAUUAUCAUCUCCGUGGAUUACCGCAGACGAAGCAUGUCUAUUGAGUCCCUUCAGCAGGACGUACAGCGACUGAAGGAGUACAAGACCAAGCUGAUUAUCUUUCCACGCAAGGAGGGCAAACCUGGCAAGGUAGAUGCUUCAACUGAAGAAUUAAAGGUGGCCAAACAGCUGACUGGACCUACAGUGCUGCCACUAGAGAUCACGUUCAAACCCCAGAAGGCACGUGUACCUACUGAUGAUGAGCGUAACCACAACGCUUUUGUUUCCCUUCGACAGGCACGGAUCAACGCCAAGCUGAUUGGAUUGAGAGAAAAGAAGAAAAAGGAAGGGGAGGAGAAGGACAAGUAA